AUUCCGAUCGAGAUCCGAAACCAGAUCUACGAGUACCUUCUCGUCAAUCCAGACUUAUGUUCUCCCGAGAUCUUUCCAUCCUCAAGCUUCCAUAAGCAAAUUGACCGGUAUUACCUAUCGCCGAGUAUCCUUGGUACAUGCAGACAAAUCAGCGAUGAGGCAACCCCAAUACUUUACGAGCGAAACACAUUUAUUGUUGGAUUCAAUCGAGAUUGUCGCUCAUAUUCCCCUAUCUCUAGAAUCGAAGCGCAGAUUUACGGUUCUACCGAUUUCUUUCAGCACCCAGGAUUUGAGAAGGUCAAGCAUUGGAAAGUCAUUCUAUCUGCCAACGAAGAGAAGGGCUUUGAAGCUCCUAUCUACCAUUUUGUCACAUUUUGCAGAGCAAUAUCUGACAACUUUCCUCGAUCCUUAAAGGUAUGGAUCAUGCCCAAAGGCUACAGCUGGGUCACGGAAGCACGGUUCCGCAGGUACUACGACGUGACCACGGUUCUACAGCCUUUGAGCCUGCUGAGAAAUAUCAGCGAAAUUCAUUUGGGAGAACUGCCCAUCAAUGAAUUAUCCACGUUUCAGCCGGCGCGGCCUCAAUCUGCUUCUUCACCACACGACUUUCCCACGCACUGGCUAGAAAAUAUGAAGGCACUUGUGAAAAGUGACAAGCCUUUGGCGCGCGUUUGGGAGAUGUAUCAGAAGCUUCUCAAUUACGCGCAGUCCUUUGAGCGGAACGAUCAGUUCAGAGAGAACAUGGAACCUAUCUGGGGCAGUGGAACAUGCUACGCCAAGCGCAAGGCGAAGGGUGCAAGCUGGUCCUGGAGAACUUGGAACAGAGAAAUGGGGGAUUUGGAUCAACCUGAGAACCCUUUCUUCUUGUCCCCGGCACACCCUGUCGAAGAAGGCCUCCUACUUGGUAGCUUUGGAAGUGAAAAUAAUGACAUCGAAUCAUUUUUGAAUGCUCGAGCCACCGUCCUGGGUUAUCUGGGGCCACAAUAUCAACGAAUUGCCAAUGCUUCUCUGCAGCUCGCCGAAUUUGUUAAAGCCGAGAAGAAGCAAGGUGGCGCUCUUUUUGGUCCUUCCCUACUUGAAAAUCACGAAGUUGAGCCUCGAUGUACACGAGCUCUGCUUCUUCUAGAAGAUUAUGCUCAGAGCUUCGUGCGAGAUGUUCCACUUGCGACACGGAUAAACAUUCGAAAGAGGCAAGCCAAGUUCGAUUGCGCAUAUGCCUUUCUAGAAAGAGAAACUCUACUCAAGCGGCUGAGCAGCAUCUUGGUGAAUGACAAUUUCAAGAUCACUGGAUCGGAUAAGUUUUUUGAACUAUUCAAGUUGGCGGUGGACAACAUGGAUAAGCAGUACCUGAUGAUCCGCAAAACUAGGAAAGAACUGUUCGACUGCGAUGACGAUACCUAUGAGCGCGUCAUUGAUCCAGAGCUAUGGAAAUGCGACGAGAUGGUUAAUUGG
This is a messenger RNA of Hyaloscypha bicolor E, 1452 nucleotides long. RefSeq lists its product as uncharacterized. The annotation marks the transcript as partial. The transcript has a single exon. NCBI's taxonomy places the organism in Eukaryota, Fungi, Ascomycota, Leotiomycetes, Helotiales, Hyaloscyphaceae. The record is from RefSeq and is a predicted model, not a curated record.